Camellia sinensis is the source of this 444-nucleotide messenger RNA. Lineage: Eukaryota; Viridiplantae; Streptophyta; Magnoliopsida; Ericales; Theaceae. The record is from RefSeq and is a predicted model, not a curated record.
AUGGAUUUAGACUAUGCAUUAAGAGAGCCAGCUCCUACAAAGCCUAAUGAUACAAGUUCUAAGGAACACAUGACUUUAUAUGAAAAAUGGAAAUGCUCUAAUCGUUUAAGUCUAAUGAUUAUGAAAUGCUCAAUUACGCCUGCAAUUCAAGGAGCAAUCCCUGUUUCUGAAAGUGCAUUGAGCUAUAUGAAAUCUAUUGAAGAACAAUUCAUUGGAACUUCCAUAUCCCUUACUAGUACUUUCAUGAUUAAAAUGAUGACAAUGAAAUAUGAUGGUUUGAGUGGUGUUCGUGAACAUAUCUUAAAGAUGAAUGACAUGGCCUCUGAAUUAAAGGGAAUGGACAUGGAAAUUUUUGAACGUUUUCUUGUUCAUUUCAUUAUGACUUCUCUUCCUGCGCAAUUUGGUCAUUUUAUGAUCAAUUAUAAUACGCAGAAAGAUAAGUGA